AUGAUGAUGAUAAUGAAAAGAAAUUUUAUCAUCAUCAUUUUAUAUGGUCAUCGUGAUCAUUUACCGAUGUUAACCAUAUCAUUAUUAGUAUUAUUAUCAUCAACAAUACGGAUGUUUACGCCCAAAUAUUUCCAAUCAACAGCAAUAUAUGUUGAUGCGACAUCCAUGCUGACCUAUCAUGGUAAUAGGCCAAAUUAUCUCAAUACAUUGAUGCAAUUCAAUGGACCAACAACUACGUCGAGAACCAUAACAACAAAAUUUAAACCGUUGAAAACUUAUUCACCAUUGAUGAUUGAACAACAUAAGAAAUCAUUAUUAUCUUCAUCGUCAUCAUCAUCAUUAUUACCAUCGCAAUUGUCGUCGCCGUCGAGAUUCAAAAUUAUUCAUCCAAAAAUUAUGAUGAAACAACAAUUUACAUCAUUAAAUCCAUUGGCAAAAUCAUCUACAAUAUUAAAUCCGAGCAAGUUGUUGAUUGAUUUCAAUCAGGAACAUCGUUCCUUUAAUAAACCGUUUAUUCAAUCUGGAUCACCAUCAUAUGUGCAUGGAGCAGAAUCAAAUAUUUAUAAUAAAAAAAUUUCAAUGAAUUCGCAACCAAAUCAUCAACAACAACGAUCAAAAACUAUAUUGGUCGAAAGUUAUGAACAAAUUCCUUUAAAUCUGGUAUUUCGUUCAUUAUCAAGUCAUUUGAAUCUUAUUCAAGAACAUCAAAAUCCACAAGAAAAUGAUCAAAAAUUUUAUCAAUUACAAAAACAAGAAGAACCAAUUAAAAUGGUAUUGAAUAUAACUAAACCAAUCAUACAGGAAAUACAUGAAAUGAUUUUGCCAUAUCGUAAUAUUCGACAACAAAUACAUCCAGUACAGGAAUAUAUUGAAACAACUGUAAUGGAUCAACGAAAAUUGAUUGAAGCAGAUGCAGAAAAACAAUAUCAUCAAGAUCGCCACAAUAAUGUUGAUGAUAAUGAACGGAAAUCACAGACUUUGAAUAAUGAAAAUCGAAUGAAUAAUGGAAUGGAUUCAUCAUCAAGGAAAAUGGAAAACAUUGUCUACAAUGAUCAUGGAAGCUUUCAUCAUCGUCAAAAUGCAGCACCUUUGUUGAAGCAACAACCAUUAAUGAAUGAUAAAAGUGCACAAAUUAAACAAUAUGUCGAUCAUAUCAGACAAAAACAUCGACAACAACAACAGCUGCAACACCGUAACGAUAAUAUCAAUAACGAUAUGGAUGAUAGAAUAAUGGUGAUCAAUAAUAAAUUUGAUUUGGCAAAAUCAUCAUUAUUAUCAUCAUUAGAACCAGUGAAAUCUUCAAUAAUCAUGAAUUUAGAUAGUAACUUGGAUGAUAAUGAUAAGCAACAAAAACGAUUUGGAUUGAAAAGCGAUGAUUAUCAUCAUCUUGUAAAAGAAUCACAAUCAGAGCAACAGUUUGUAACAGAAAAAAAUAUUUCUAAACCAAACAAAAACAUCCAAGUGAAAGAGGAUUUGUCGAUGAUAAAACCAACAACAAUUUAUAAUAGUAAUAAUACAGAAGGAAUGAUGAUCGAUAUAAAUAGAAUUAACGAUUAUCAUGAAAAACAGAAGCUUGAAAAUGGUAACCAAAUUAAACAAAUCAUCGAUCAAAGAAAAAAUGGUAGUAACAACAUCCGAAAUACGUAUGAUGUUUAUGAUAAUUUAGAAGGCGGAUCAAUGAAACAACAACGGCGAAUUAGAAAAGGCGUCGAUGAUAAAAUGUAA
Molecule: messenger RNA, 1725 nt
Organism: Dermatophagoides pteronyssinus (European house dust mite)
Lineage: Eukaryota; Metazoa; Arthropoda; Arachnida; Sarcoptiformes; Pyroglyphidae
Source: RefSeq, a predicted model, not a curated record